Ectocarpus siliculosus is the source of this 6465-nucleotide messenger RNA. Lineage: Eukaryota; Phaeophyceae; Ectocarpales; Ectocarpaceae. The record is from the annotation of a GenBank genome assembly.
AUGCCCGAAAGGUUGUCUCAAGAGGAGGCCUACGAGCUGCUUGGUCUGGAGCCAGAGCCGGAAAAGACGCCCGAGGAGAUCAAGAAGGCCUACAAGAGGAAGUCCCUGGCUACCCACCCUGACAAGAACCCGGGCGACCCGGAGGCUACUGCCAAGUUUCAGCAAGUCGCCGAGGCCUACCUGAGCCUGACUGAUCCCAGCUACUACUCGGAAGAAAAAUCGGACGAAUCUGACGAUGACGAUGACAGCGAAGACUCGAGCGACGACGAGUACGGGGGGGGAGGGGGGCGCCGUCACCACCACCACCACGGAGGGAGGGGGGGGGGUCACGGCUACCGUCGGGGAGGCAUGUCUCCGGAGGACUUCAUGGACCUAUUUUCGGAGAUCUUCUGUAUGGGGGGUAUGGGAGGAUUCGGGGGUAUGGGGGGGGGUCCGGGGAUAAAGAUCAAUGGCGGGCCGGGGGGGGGGGUCUUCAUGCAGAUGCCGAGCUUCGCGCGGGGCGGCGGCGGAAUGGGUGGCAUGAUGGGCGGCGGCGGGGGGGGGAGGCCCAUGUACUACGAUGAUGAUAGCGAUGAUGAAGACGACUACGCGUCAUACGAGGACCCGGAAUAUGCAUCCGCUAGCACCUCCACCUUUCGCGAGAGGCUGGUGUACGAGCAGCAGAUGAAGUACGAGGCCCGGCAAGCGAGGAUGGAGGCUAGGAAGGCGGCAAAGGCAGCCAAGGCCAUGAAGAGGAGGGAAGAGGACGAGGCAUUCUGGCAGGCGCAGCAGGAGAGGGCGCAGCGACGGCGCGAGCAGCAGGCUGCGAAGGACAAGAAGAGAGCGGCUGAGAGGGAGAUCGCUAGAGCCAAGCGCGAAAAGGAAAAACAGCAGCAGCAGCUGCAAGAUGAGAAACGUGCGAGGGAGGAGGAAGCCGCGAAGAAGGAAGAGAAGAGGAAGAAAAAGGCCGAGAUGGACAGCAAGAGGGAGAAGGCGGAGGCAGUGCGCGCCCGAGCCUUCGAACUUUGCCGGGAGGGCAACCUGCCGGACCUCCGACCGAUGCUGGAGAAACAGGAUGGUGCCGCGUCCGCCCCUUCCGUGAAGCUGUCCGAUCGACAGGACGGAAAGGGAAAGAGCGGCGCUACACUCCUGCACAUGUGCGUGUCCCCCGGUGUGGGCGAGGGCCAGACGUCGGACGCUGUGGGGAAGGGCAGGCUGGAGGUGGCCACGUACCUGUUGCAGGGGACAGUGAAGAAGGACGCCGGGGGGGAGAGGGACCGUGUCGACCUCUCCAAGGUUGAUGCGCAAGGUCUGACUGUGCUGCACAAGGCGGCUGGAGAAGGAGAUGAUGCACUGCUUGACCUGCUGCUGCGAGAAAGGACUCGGUCGACCACGCUGAAGCUAGAAACCGACCUGGACGCUACGUGCCUGGAGAAGGGAUGGACCCCUCUCAUGCACGCCUCCUUCAGGGGAAACAUCCACGCCAUGAGCGCCUUGCUCGCCGCCGGCUCGAGGGUGACUCAGCUUUCGAAUCCCACCGUGACCGGCAUGGUAGUCCCCCAGCAGACCGCCCUCGAGAUCUGCCAGGCUGCCCUAUCGUCCACCAAACGCCUUAAGGAGAAGAAGAAUCUUACCGCUGCCGUGGAGGUUCUCGCAGCAGCUGUCGACAAGGUGGAGAAGGCGAAAAGAGCCAAAGAGGAGGAGAAGCGCAAGAAGCAGCAAGAAGAGGAGCGGAAGGCCCAGCAGUCUACGGGAAAGCAAUCGCUCGAGCAGCAGCUGCUGGAGAAGAAGAGGCGGCAGCUCUUGGAGAGGCAGAGGAAGGCAGAGGAGGAGGAGGCGGAGGCCGCCCGCAAGAAGAAGGAGGCAGAGUGGGAGAAGAAGGAGCUGGCCAGGCUGAAGCGCGAGAAGAAGAAGGAGAAAAGGGAGAAGGACAAGAGGGAGGCCAAGGAACGCGCUCACCUGAAGGAGCAGGAGGAGUACCGGGCAGAGUACUACCGCUACGGGAACAGCUCCGGGUACAGCGGGAACGGAAGCCCGCCCCCCGUCAUCGAUGACUCGGACCAGUGGGAGCAGUGGCAGACGGUCGCUAGCGCCAAGAACCUUGCGCUUGAUAAGGAGGAGAGCGACAGGCAAGCAAAAGCUCAGGCGAAGCUGCUACAAGCCACAAAGGCCGAAAACACGCUCAGCUCUUUGGAGCGCUACCAGCAGGCCCUACAGAACAACGGGUACUCGCUUUCGAGCGACGACGAAGACGGUGGGCCGGCCAGCACCGCCCGCGGCACCGCAGCCGGCGCCGGUGACCGCGCCGUCUCCGGUGCCGGCGGUCGCGGCCGCCCCGCACGAGGAGAUGAGCGGGGCUCUCAGCAGCAGCAGCGCCGCAACCAAAACGCACAGCAGCAGCGGGGUGGUGUUGCCGCCUCGAGAAGCCCGUCAUCGUCGUCAUCACAGUACCAAACGCCUCCGCCGUCCAUCCACACGACCGCCGUGCCGGGAGCGGCGGCGGCGGCGGCGGCGCCCGCCCACGGAUCGACCGCCGCUGGCGGGCGGGGCCAGGGGGGCGCCUACGGUGGCCGCAGCAGCCGCAAUGGUGGGCAGAGCGAUGCCGCUAGCAACGGACGCGGCGGCGGCGGCGGCGGGCAGAACGGCACGAGGCCGCCGCCGUCGCCAGUCAGCGGGCAGGGGCACCCGGACGGGGAGGGGGUCCAGGUCAAGGCUAUCCCGAUGCGCGCCCGGGAAGACGCGGACGGUGGCUGGGGGCAGCAGAAGCAGCAGAAGCAGAAGAAGCAACCCGUGGAAGCCAACGGCUGGGGAGACCCUCCCGCUCCCACUGCCGGGCGCGACGGCUCGGGGUGGACAGCAGCGGCGACGUCGGGGGCCGCUAGCAACGGGAGCGCCGGCCGAGCGCGCGGCGGAAGGCCUGCAGCGGCGGCGGCGGCGGCGGCGGCGACGACGACGGUGUCUUCGUCGUCGCCGAGGAGCUCGGUGGACUGGGAGGAGAGGGCGGAGCGGUCCCGCCAGAACGAGCUGGCGGCGGCUAGAGGAGGCGGCGGUGGCAGGGCGUCCGCGGCGCCGGCGCCGGCCCAGACCCAGGCUCCGCGCGCGUUGCAGACACAGCAAGCCGCGCCGAAAGCGGCGGCGGCGGCGCCGUCUCAGCAGCAGCCCCCUCCCCCCCCUCCGCAGGUACCCCCUCCUCCCCCGGUGUCUCAGCAGCAACAGCAGUACCAGCAGUACCAGACGCUGCCCAACCAGCAGCUCGACAACAGCAACCACCGGGCUGCGCCUCCGCCGCGCCAACGCCAACAGCAGCAGCAGCAGCAGCCGCCCCCGCCGCCGCCCCCGCCCCCGCCGCGGGGCCCCCCUCCCCCUCAGACAAGCACGCCCGCCGCUGGCAACAAUGGCAACGUCGGUGUGUCGGGGAAACCGGGGAUGGUGACGGCGGCGCCAGGACUGUCAGCAGCGGCGCCGGGACUAUCAGCAGCGGCACCGGGACUGUCAGCAGCGGCGAACGCCUACCGGCCGGUGGACUUGUCCAAGCAGACGGCGGCGGGGGCGAGGUUGCCGCCGGGGAUGGGCGGGCCGGCGGCGACGGUGAGUGGUGGCGGCGGUGUGGGCAUGACGGCGGCGGCGGCGGAAUGGGUGCCGGGACUGUCGACGGCGGCGGCGGGUAUGACGAGCGGUCGAGGUGUCGGAGGGAUGGCCGCUACCAUGGGUGGGGUGGACGUGAGCCUGCUGGAAGCCCACAUGUCCACAGGCAUGGCAGACGACGGCGGAGUUACUGCCGCUGCUGCCGCCGCCGCCGCGGCCGCCGCAAUGUCGGGAACUACGGUACAGCAACAGUGGGCGGCAGCGCAGUUGGGAUACGCGCCCCUGACUCCGCUUACUGGCCAAACACCUUCUAGUGUUGAUGUCCAGGCGAUUAUGAACGCCGGCGUGAUCCGAGGAAUGUUGAUGCCACCUCCCGCUGCCGCUGGGCGGGUAAUGAUGUGCAACUUCUGCGGCAACAUGAACCCGAACCUCUUUUCGGACGCCGGGCAGGGGUACGCACGCUGCCACGGGGUCUACGCGAAUGGGGCUCUGUGCAAGGGCAUCAUGCCGUGGCCCGCUGGGUCUCUUCCGCAGUACAAGCACGACCUUGGCCAGCAGGAUGCUACCGUCGCCGCUCUGAACCCGUCCCAUCAGGUGCUCCAGCAGCAGGCGGGUGCCGCCCCGGGCGGCUACGCGGACGUCGGCGGCAGUGCUUACACCACCCCGUCCCCGUACGCGUCGGUGCCGGCAGUAGCGGCUGUGGCGGUGCCUCGAUCAGCGGCGGCAGCAGCAACGACCACCGCCGGCCUGGCGUACGGUGGCGCAGCCGCCGCCGCCGCCGCCCCUGUCCACGUGCUCGGCGGAGCGGCAGCGGCAAACGCUUACGGAAACGCCUCCAACGGCGGCGGUAGCGUUAGUGCGGCGGCGCCGGGAUUGGUGCCGGCGGCGAGGAGUAGCCCGACUCUGUCUUCCGCCGCUCCGGUGUUCAGCAUGUCUACGCCCUCCGCCGCCGCUGGGGCCGGGUUUACGCAGCAGCAGCAGCAGCAGCAGCCGCCGCCGCCGCCGACCCCGCCACCGACCCUGUGGUCGCAGGCACCUCCGUUCCAGCCCCCCGCCGCCGCCGGAGGCGGACAGCAGCAGGUGCAGCAGCAGCAGCCGCCGCCGCCCCCCCCCCCUCCCCCUCCUUCGAACCCGCCUAGCAGCGGCUGGGACGCGGCAGGGACGGCCGCUAGUGGUCAACAGCAGGCCCCCCCGCCCCCACCCCCGCCUCCCCCGACCGAUGGGUGGGGGGACGCGCCAGCGCCAGCGCCGGCAGCGCCGGUCCCGGCUUCGGGGUGGGGAGACCAGGAGCCGCAGCAGGAGUCUGCGGGUGGUGGGGGUUGGGGCGGCAACGAGUUGUCCUCGGACGCGCCUUCGGCAGCACCGGCAGCAGCACCGAAGGCAGCGGGAGCGCCGGCGCCGGCGGCGCCGGCGUCGGGGUGGGGUGGCGACAGCAGCAGCAACAACGAAGGCGGCGGCGGGUCCGGGUGGGGAGACAGCGGCAACACCGCUGCUGCCGGUGGCGGCGGCGGCGGCGGUUGGGGAGACAGUACCAGCAGCGGCCAGGGCGACAGCGGUGGCACUGCCGCCGCUGCCGCUAGCACCUCCGCCCCCGCCGCGAGCGGCGGCGGGGGAUGGGGCGGCGGCCAGGGCGACAACGAUGGCGGGUCCGGAUGGGGAGACAGCGGCGAUAGCGCACCAGUCGACAACGGCGGUGCUGCGGGCGGCGGCGGCGGCGGAUGGGGCGACGACGACGACACAGCAGCAGCAGCAGCAGCAACGGCCUCCUCCGCUUCCGCGAGUGGGUGGGGAAACGAGUCGUCGUCGUCGGCAGCAGCAGCAGCUGCGCCGGCGGUGCCGGGAGGACCCGUCAGGUCGAAGAAGAAGCCUUGGGGAGACGCUACCGCGGCGGCGGGCGACGGGGGUGCGAAGAAGACUGCCGUGCCGGCGAAUCUGAUGGGUCCGACACCGGCGGCGUCGGCGGCGGGGGGCGGGCUUGGCGGAGGCGCGCGGGGGGGGCAGAAAAAGAAGGUGCCCGCGGCGCUGUCGGCGGAGAAGAGGGACCAGUUGUACGCGCAGCUUGUGGACAUGGGCUUCGCCAUCGCAGACUGCGACAAGGCCUUCAAGGAGACGAAACGGGCGAGGGGAAUAGGCACGAAGCAAGGGCGGAGUGGGGGGGGGACAACAGGGUCUGGGAGUCAAUACACCUGAAUCCGGCUGAGCGGAGAGAUUUCUUUGGCUGCUGCUCGUCGUACUGAAGGGCUUCUGGUCUAGAAUCGGCGGGUCGUUUUUCAUUUUCCAUCUACCGACAAGUCAACUCUGUAAACUAUUCUGCUGCCUAUGCAUAUGCAAUGAAGACUGUACUUGGCUGGCCGAUUCAGUUGCCUGAUCGUCUGUCUGCGUUUUGUGUUUUAUGGUCUGUUUCCCAAGGUGCUGUUGUUCUGUGCUGGAAGAGGGAGAGGUAUAGGAGGAGUGACGGUAGCCUAUACCAGAAGGAGCCGUUCGAAAGGAAGCAAUCCGAAAGCUGUUCGUCGCAUGCUGUUCCCCAUGGCUGACCAAGUAGCGACUCUUUCCAGCCGAGAGCAUCGACGUGCCGUCUAGAGUCUAGAGUAACGGGCAAUAUGAUGACGCGUGAGAAUGAACGAACAACACCAACACAGCAAUUUUAAGAAUCAUCCGGGCUUUCUCCGACCCCCCGCCCCAUCAAGCCCGAACUUUUCUGUCGGGCGUGCUUCUUUUUAUCGUGGUGUAACUUUUUUUUUUGUUUUGUGGUUGCGUCAAUUCUGUUGUGCUUUUCUUCCUGGGUGGAGAGAGAGUUUCACUGGGUCCUUAGCGCCUUCCUUCCCUGCAAGCCUAACUCUCCGCCUCCCCAAGCCGCUUUCCCCGAGCGCAUGACAUGACAUGGCAUGCCGUUGUCCCUGU